AAUCAGAGAAACAACCAAAUGCAAAAUGUGAAUCAGUCAAAAGAAAUGUUCAGACGUUCACUAAAAAUACGAGAUGAUAUGAUAAGUUCUACUCCGGUAUUACCAUUCAAUUCUACAAUGCCAGAUAAAUUUAAUUCCAUAAAUGGGUUUACCAAUUCGGGUAAUUACUACAAUGUUAAUGGUCACAAAAAUCACCAAAGACUAUUAAAUAUUAACUCUGGCAAUAACUAUUAUCCACCUGCUAGAAUAAACUAUACAAUUAAUACCCAGCAAAAUAAUAAUACUAAUAAUAACAUGAACAAUAACAAUAUGAAAGAUCUUGGUCCUAAUAUUAAAAAACUCUUACGUGUUCAACAAGGUACUAAGCCUGAAGAUAUGUCCUUACGUCCAGCUGCAAAUAGUAUGUUAUGUAAACAAAUUCAAAUAAAGCCACCACCAAUAUCUAUGACUCAUAUAGGUCAAUCAAAUCAGAUAAAGUUAACAGAAGUACAACAAAUUCAGAUUAAACAAAAUUCACACGAUAAACAUAAAAACCUGAAAAAAGAUAAGGGCGUUUCUAAAGAAGAAGCUAUAAAGAAAGGAUUAGAUAUUUUAGAUAAACUUGGCACAGAUCCAUCCAUGGAUGCUAUGAAAGCAGCAAAAGCAUUUUCAGAUAUAAAAGUGCCUGAUCGGUUUUUAGCAGAUGUUAUGUAUGUUCUUCUUUUUGAACGGUUUCGUAAGAGAGUUGAUUUGGAUGAAGAAUUACUUUUCCGUUUCACUCAGGAAACCAARAAACAAAGUAUUAUUUCUGAAUCUAUUGCCAUAGAUUGUUUAAAACGUUUUAUAUUGAAAGGACCGGAGUAUGAGUCUGAUGAUGAUAAAACUUUAUAUAAACGUUUUUCUAAAUAUGCCGCUGAAAUCUGUCAAAACGUAUCUUCUAUAUCAGAACUUGCAGAGGUAUCAGAAAAUGGCAAAAGAUAUCCAGCGUUUUUAAUGGUCUUACAAGAUUUGAAUGAAGUCAUAGGAAAAAAUGAACUGACAACUAUGUUCAAAGAAAGUAAAGUCAAUUUACUAAAUACUCUACCUGAAUCUUUAAGAACAAAAGAACARCUUGCAGAAAUCUUACAAGAACGUAAUUUAACUUUCCUUUUCCCAUUGCUACGUAUACAAUCUGACUUGUGGAAACAAAUUACUAGUGAUCCAAAUCCAACUCAAUUUUAUAAAUGGAUUAAAGAAAAUUUAGAUCCCGUCCAUUAUGUCGAUCCUGGUUUUAUAACAGCGUUGACCACUGUGUUGGUUAAAUUUAUAACACAAGAGGCAAAUAGUACUGAAGUAAAUGUCUCUAAAGCUGAUCUAGAAAAGGAAAAAAGUCUUCUUGAAAAAUUCAAACCAAUUAUGAGAACAUUUUUCGAUGAUCAAAAUGAUCUGCAAAUGAAUGCCAUCUAUGCACUACAAACAUAUUUUUUCUCACUUGAUUUUCCAAAAGGCUUGUUGUUAAGAUGGUUCAAUUUAAUGUAUGAGUUGGAAAUUGUUGAAGAAGAAGCUUUCCUGAAAUGGCGUGAAGAUGUAACAGAUGCAUAUCCAGGAAAAGGCAAAGCAUUAUUCCAAGUAAACACUUGGCUGACUUGGUUAGCUGAGGCAGAAUCUGAAGAUGAAGAAGAUGAUGACGAUUGAAGUUAUAGUUUAACUAAUUAAAUAUCAUUCUAUUCUGGUUUUUGGUUCUCUUGUAGCUUUAAUGUUUGUUUUUUUUUUCAACRUUACUCUUAUUUUAUUUUGUGUGUGCCUCGAUUAUGGAGUUUAAAUCACUUAUACUGCCACCAGUCUUAUGCUAAUAGUAAAAUUAUUAAUUAUGACACUACAUGAAAUAAAUUGACGACCUCUUAUUUAUA
Messenger RNA from Diuraphis noxia (Russian wheat aphid), 1868 nucleotides. It is a transcript of the gene NAT1, whose product is annotated as N-acetyltransferase 1. NCBI's taxonomy places the organism in Eukaryota, Metazoa, Arthropoda, Insecta, Hemiptera, Aphididae. The record is from RefSeq and is a predicted model, not a curated record. Gene Ontology annotation, cellular component: eukaryotic translation initiation factor 4F complex. Gene Ontology annotation, molecular function: mRNA binding; translation initiation factor activity; protein binding.